Molecule: messenger RNA, 1731 nt
Organism: Tupaia belangeri chinensis (Chinese tree shrew)
Lineage: Eukaryota; Metazoa; Chordata; Mammalia; Scandentia; Tupaiidae
Gene: TRMT10C
Product: tRNA methyltransferase 10C, mitochondrial RNase P subunit
Exons: 3
Coding region: 233-1480 (415 amino acids)
Biological process (GO): mitochondrial tRNA 5'-end processing; positive regulation of mitochondrial translation
Cellular component (GO): nucleoplasm; mitochondrion; nucleus
Molecular function (GO): tRNA binding
Source: RefSeq, a predicted model, not a curated record
ACGCUCUGGGUUAGCGACCCGUGUUCUGAGAGGGGAGCUGCUGGGCUGCGGCACUUCACUGUAUCCUGGGGCCUCUGGAGUCCCUGCGCUUUCCGCCGACAAGAGCCACUGUCUGUACUCUGGUUCGGACUCCAACUACUCAGUGGCCCACGUGAGAUCCAGCCACCACACCACCUCUGGCCCAGGCCUUUAUCAGUUGCAAAGACAAAACUCAAAAGGGGUUCUCCUCAAAAUGAGUGUCAGUGUCACUUUCUUAAGACCUUUUGUCAGGUUUUUGUUGCCCUUUCGGAAGAGAAGUAAUUUAUAUUCAACAGUUGUGCAGAGAUGCGUGUCUUCCAAAAUACCAACUAUGUUUUAUUCUAAUACGGCAAAUACAUCCUCUUCUGAACCACUAGAACUGGAUGGUUGGAAAACUACAAUGAAAUCUAGUGUGCCAGAAGAAGGUGCUUCAACAGUCUCGAACGGCAUGGAUGAAGAUCCUUUAGCUGCCACCAGAGAAUUAAUUGAGAUGUGGAGAUUGCUUGGCAAAGAAGUACCAGAGCACAUCACUGAAGAAGAGCUCAAGGCCAUUGUGGAAUGUAGUUCUAAAUCAUCAAAAAAAAAAUAUUUAAGAUACCUCUAUGUUAAAGAAAAAAUGAAAAAAGCUAAGCAAAUAAAAAAAGAAAGAAAAGCGGCAGCAAGGGAGGAAGCAAUGAAAGACAGGCUGCUAGAAACGGCUGAGGAAGAUAAACAACAGAACUUUCUGUUUCUACGACUUUGGGAUAGGCAUAUGAACAUUGCAAUGGAUUGGAAGUGUGCCCAGGCCAUGCAGUUUGGACAACCUUUGGUUUUUGACAUGGAUUAUGAUAAUUAUAUGAAACCAAAAGAGCUACAGAAUACUAUUUCCCAACUUUUAGAAAGUGAAGGAUGGAACAGAAGAAAUGUUGAUCCUUUCCAUAUUUAUUUCUGUAAUCUUAAAAUAGAUGGUGUUUAUCAUAGAGAGUUAGUUCAACGUUACAAAGAAAAAUGGGACAAAUUGCUUUUAACAGCAACAGAAAAAUCUCAUGUAGAUUUAUUUCCAAAGGACAGUAUUAUAUACUUAACUGCAGAUUCUCCCAAUGUUAUGACUACUUUCAAGCAUGAUAAAAUUUAUGUAGUUGGGUCUUUUGUUGAUAAGAACAUGCAGCCAGGGGCAUCCCUAGCUAAGGCAAAACGGCUGAAGCUGGCAACAGAAUGUCUUCCAUUAGAUAAAUAUUUACAAUGGGAUGUUGGUACCAAAAAUCUCACUUUAGAUCAAAUGAUGCGUAUUUUGUUAUGUCUAAAAAAUACUGGUAGCUGGGAAGAGGCUCUAAAGUUUGUUCCUAGGAGAAAACAUACUGGUUUUCUGGAGGUACCUCAAUAUUCUAAAGAGUUUGUCAACAGACUGAGGAGAGCAAAGACUUCUACUUCAUUUUCAAAAAGUUCUCUCAGUGUAGCACACAGAAGAGGUGGCUUGAAUUGAGAAAGUUUGAUAGCUUAAAAAUAAAUGGUUUGGAAAUAUAGCUCUAUUAGUAUACUUCUUGAAUAGACUUUUCUUUCUUUUAAAGGUACUGUUUCCAAGCUAACUGCAAGUUUGUUUAUUUUCCUAAUUAACUAAAUACCUACAAGACUUUGGGAAUCUAUUUUGCUUACAGUAAAAAUGCACUUAAUAAUUUGACAAAGUAAAAAGACUUGUCUAAGUUUAAUAGAAUAAAUUUAAAUGAACCCACUUAA